AUGAGCUUCGCUGUUCUCUCUCACAUCUCCGCUGCCGGUGGCCGCUCUGCCUGCCCGCGAGAUCCCCAACCCCCAGCCUCUCCUCACGUGCCUCUUUUAAUGCGCGCCCACCCCGCGCUCGCAGGACGCAAAUCGCCCCCUACCCUACUAAUAGCUACUCACAAGCCCAUCAGGGACAGACAACGCGGAAGCAAGCGCACACGUACACCUACACCUACACCUACCUCGGCGAGCAAAGGCAAAGGCUGAUCGGAGAGCCAUGGCCACGGCCACGGCCACGGCGGCGCCCCGCCACGCCGCGCUCCUCCUGCUCCUGCUGGUCGGUCUCCACGCCACGGCCACCGUCGCCGCGCGCGCGGGCGCCGCGCAUGAUGCCGAGCUCACGUCCAAGCCGUCCCCGGGCACUAAGAAGCCCAGCGUCAAGCCGCCUGGUAAGCCCAGCGUCAAGCCGCCGCCCGUCGGCCCCGGCGCGGGCGCGGGGGGCGUCGGCGGCGCGAUCCCGACCAUCCCGGGCUUCGGCGGCGGCAUCCCCGGGAUGGGCAUGGGCGGCGGCGGGUUCGGCAGCAUCCCCGGGAUGGCCGGCGGGUGGGGCGGCGGCUACGGCGGGCCUUCCGGCGGCUACGCCCGCGGCGGCGUGGUGGCGCCCACGGUGACCUGCACCGAGAAGGGGCCCUGCUACAGGAAGAAGGUCACCUGCCCCAAGAAGUGCUUCUCCUCCUACAGCGGCGCCGGCAAGGGGUACGGCGGUGGUGGCGGCGGCGGCAGCUGCACCGUCGACUGCAAGGUCAAGUGCACGGCCUACUGUUGAUUCACCUCCGCCCGCCGUCCGCUGGCGCUGAGCAGUUUAGCUGGCAGUGAGUGGUCGACUGUUUGGUGUGAUGGCGCGCGUCGGUGAGAGUUGAGUACGGGUGGUUAACUGCAGUGUUAUUAUAGUAACAGUAAUAGCGUACUUUCUGGCCUUCUGUUAUAGUAACAGUACAAGGGUGCUCCACGAUGUGGAUAAGGGAGGUUUAUUUCGAAGAUGCUCUCUGCUUAGGGUUAUUCGUCUACAUUGUGUUCUUGCUUUGGUUAAGUGAUAAGCAGAUAUGUGGUUGUGAAAUCCAGUAUGCAUGAAUAAAGAGCUAUAUAUAAGCAUACACUUCA
Molecule: messenger RNA, 1143 nt
Organism: Sorghum bicolor (sorghum)
Lineage: Eukaryota; Viridiplantae; Streptophyta; Magnoliopsida; Poales; Poaceae
Product: translation initiation factor IF-2
Exons: 1
Coding region: 260-808 (182 amino acids)
Source: RefSeq, a predicted model, not a curated record